AUGAAGCCGCGGACGCCGGGAAGUUCAGAGCGCCUUGAGCGCCGUCUGGAGGCCUUUGAGUCCGGGGCAUUGGAACAGGCAGAAAAGAAGAAGAAAGCCCUGGCCAAAGCCGCGAGUGGCUCUUCGGAGCCCCCUCCGACUGCGGCUGCGCCUGUGGCGCUCAGGCGCCGGGCCUCCCUGGCCCUGCGUCAGGUGAUCGUGAGUGGGACGGAGACAGCGCUGAAGGUGAGGACAGGAGGCUUAGUUCAGGACUUCUUGCGCAGAGAUGAGGAAGCAGGCAGACUGCUCGGUGACGAUUCCAAUCGCUGCUUAAUUGAUUCCUCGGGAAGCGAGGAUGAUGCGGUGAAGGAAGCAUCACCGACCUCACCGGGGAAGGAUCGGAGGCGGCACGGCAUCUUUGCCGACCGUUCCUUCUGGCGCCGGGCCAGGCAGAUCGCGUGUUUCGAGUACACUUGCGAGCGGCUCCGGAACAACGUGAACACCUUCUGGAAGGAGCGGUUAGCAGAUUCCAUUGAUGGGCGCAAACGUGCCCGUGCACAGGCAAAGGAGAUUUAUUUGGUUGUGUGCCGUCUCCGUGGCCUUCAGGAGGCUGUGAACCGACAGUGCGAGUUGUUGGCCUUCCGGCAUGCCCUGCGUGACCGCCGAGAGGCGGAGGCCGCGCUGACAACGAAGCUCCACAGGCAGUUCCGUGCUGGCGACAAUGGACCACAUGCCUUCUGGAGCAUCUACCACAAGGAAGACAGCAAGUGGAUGCUUCCGGCACCGUCCUCCAUUACGGGCAAGCAGGAACAGAAGGAGCCCUACAAGCCAGCCUACAACAGGCAGCUUCCGGAUGCCAAGCUCGUGGCAAACCCCGGAGCCACCCAGGAGUCAGAGCCUUCCAGCCACGGCCACGCCUCUCUCAACUCGAAGCGCUCGCAGGCAGCGCGCAAGGUCAUUCAGCAUAGGCGGGACAUCAAUCAAAAGCGCCUCCCGGCGGUGUCCGAG
This is a messenger RNA of Symbiodinium sp. CCMP2456, 987 nucleotides long. NCBI's taxonomy places the organism in Eukaryota, Dinophyceae, Suessiales, Symbiodiniaceae. The record is from the annotation of a GenBank genome assembly.